Molecule: messenger RNA, 1182 nt
Organism: Culex quinquefasciatus (southern house mosquito)
Lineage: Eukaryota; Metazoa; Arthropoda; Insecta; Diptera; Culicidae
Exons: 2
Coding region: 469-1182 (237 amino acids)
Source: RefSeq, a predicted model, not a curated record
AGCGCGGUCAUUAUCAGCGUUCUUCUUCGGCUGAGGCUGCUGUUGCUGCUGCUGCCAUUUCUUCAUCAUUAUGCUGGGAAAGAACGAGACAUCGGGCAGAACCGAUAUGUGUACUAUAUAAAACUAAAAUGUCAAGAAGAGCUUUAAUUCAUUACGGUUUUGUGUAUCGAGGUGGUAACACAUGCGCGCGUGGCAUUGAAAUUAAGCAAAUCUGAGACAAGUACCCGGCGUGUCGAGAUCGAUGGACACUGUUCAGCUAUUAGGAGUGGAUGGGCUUGAAUAAUGAUUUCGAGCCAAGUGAUUGAGCAGGACUGAGCCAAGACGAAAAAGCCCGGGCUUAUAGUUUGGAAAAGUGGACCGAUUACGGCGCGUGUUUGUGCACGAUCCUUGAGAGUGUCUUCAAGUUAAUUUGUGAAGGAGUUUUUUUUUCUACUAAAUCGAAACCGGAAUAUCGACGAGACGAGCAAAAUGCUGUACUUGAAAUAUUUAACAGUGCUGAAAAUAAUACUGCUGCUCAUGCUGCAACAGACUCAGGCACAAUUCAAAAUAUUAGGAAUCACUUCCGGCCGGUCAAACAACGGCGAUGUCGCACUUGUGCAAAUCAAACCAUUGCAACCAAACGUGUCUGAACCAGUCCAGUCUAGAUCGUUUGGAGACGAGCCGAUAAUGAUGGUGGAGAGCAGCAUGACUCCAAAUACCACAGUGAGAAUAAUAUCGAUGCCAACCGAAGCACCCGUCGAGUCCCAAACGAGCAAAAUCAUCAAACUUCAAAUCAUGGACUCGUUGCCGGCUCGGAAUAUCUCAACCCGGGAGGGCAAACUACAAAAUUCCGGAAACCAUCGAACGGACAACGACAUCAUCAACAUCGCUCCUCUGCAGAGACCCACGAUCGCAACGUCCACGCUGGCCAGUCCCACGUCCUCACACCGCCGGAGGGCCACCGGUUCCGUCAAACUGACAGGCGAUUCGGAGAUGUUCUUCAUCCACAAACCCUCGUCACCGGCGCCCUUCAAAAAGCAGCACCAAAGCAAGGAAAACGACGUGAUUGCCGACUACGUGAUCCAACGGUACAAACGCCGGAAGUACAAGUCCAAGUGUCGCUGCGAGCGAAUCUGGAACUGUCCGCGGAUUCAGAUCUCGAUCGCGAGGUGCGCCCCCGACUAUUUUAUGUGCUGCUUCUAG